This is a messenger RNA of Myxocyprinus asiaticus (Chinese sucker), 2868 nucleotides long. It is a transcript of the gene gfra4b, whose product is annotated as GDNF family receptor alpha 4b. Gene Ontology annotation, molecular function: signaling receptor activity. The record is from RefSeq and is a predicted model, not a curated record. Gene Ontology annotation, biological process: nervous system development. Lineage: Eukaryota; Metazoa; Chordata; Actinopteri; Cypriniformes; Catostomidae. Gene Ontology annotation, cellular component: signaling receptor complex; external side of plasma membrane. The transcript has 8 exons. The coding region runs from base 302 to 1594 and encodes 430 amino acids.
UCGAGCUUGCGGUUCGAAAUAAUGGAGCAGAUGGAGAACUUUCACUAACGCGUUCAAGGUUUCAUUUACAUCCUGAUUGACAGUUUGACAUUUCGCGGUGCGGCGCGCGCGGCUGCUUUUGACGUUGAAUGGACAUUAAUCUUAUUUAUUUAUUUAUUUUGCGAUUUUUAAGAAUCUUUAACAACAUUAAUUGAUAUGUGCUCUACCGGUGACAUGACCGCUUUUCUAUCACGGUAAACGCAGAAAUAAAAUAAACAGUUACGUGAUAUUUGGAAUCAGAUAUCAUCCUAAAAGCGAAGAAAUGGAUCUUAUGGGAAUCUACCUGCUUCACUUCACCUUUGCCGCUUUGCAGGUAUUGCUGUCUGCAGGGAGAGACUGUCUUAUAGCUGGUGACACAUGUUCCAGUGAUGAGACCUGCAGCCCGCGCCUCAGAACCCUGCGUCAGUGUGUGGCGGGUAACGGCAGCAUGAAACUUGGCCCUGGAGCCCGCAGUCAGUGUGCGAACGCAGUCUCUGCCCUGCUGUCUAGCCCUCUGCACGGCUGCCAGUGCAGACGAGGCAUGAAAAGAGAAAAGAACUGUCUCAGCAUAUACUGGAGUCUACAUCAGUCUGGCAUGCAUGGGCUUAACCUGGUUGAGAACUAUCCAUAUGAAACAGUGGAGAAAGGCUAUGACUAUGUCCGUCUGGCCUCCAUCACUGCAGAUUCUGAGGUUGGUAUGACAACAGCAAACCAUUGCCUGGAUGCAGCCAAAGCUUGCAACAUCGACGAUGUGUGCCAGAAACUGCGCACAGAUUACGUGUCAACAUGCAUCAAGCCAUUCACCAAGUCGGGUCUGUGCAAUCGCUCGAGGUGCAACAAGGCCUUGCGACGGUUCUUCGACCGGGUUCCCCCAGAAUAUACCCACAAGCUGCUCUUCUGCCCUUGCAGUGACAUGGCCUGCUCAGAGAGACGCCGGCAGACCAUCGUACCCAGCUGCUCUUAUGAGGAAGAAGAAAAACCCAGCUGCCUCUCCCAGAUGAAAAUUUGCAGGGCCGACUAUGUUUGCAGGUCCCGUUUGGCCCAGUUUCAGUACGACUGCCAGCCAGAUGAGCAAUCUGCCACCGGGUGCAAGCAGGGAAACUAUGCAGCAUGUCUUAUUGCCUACACUGGACUGAUAGGCAAUCCAAUCACCCCAAACUAUGUGGAUAACUCCACAUCUAGCGUGGCUCCCUGGUGCUCAUGUUCUACCAGUGGCAAUCUGAGAGAUCAGUGCACAGAGUUCCUGGACUAUUUCACAGACAACGUUUGUCUCAGGAACGCGCUCCAGACAUUUGGGAAUGGAAUGGACUUCACACCCACUCCCACCCAACUGGCACGGCUAAAUUCUGUGACGGACAGAGGGGCAUGGCAAACGACUCCUGUAUUUGUUACCAUGGAUACUAAACAGAAUGUUCUCAGCCCAGCCAAACCCACACAGGAGUUAAAGGUGAGACUUUGGUCCGACUCCACUGCGUCCUUUGACACACACCAGAACUCUGCUCAUGUGUUUGCUGCAGUGUCGCUGCCUGUCUGCAUUUGUGUGUUUCUUAACUUCUUCCUCAGCUACGAUCAGUAAGUGGACUGAAAGAAGUUUGUGACAUUUAUUCUUACCGGCCCAUGAUUUUGGACCAACUGGAACAUUUCUUCAACUGCAGAGCUGGAGAAACCAGCCAUAAUGGCCUAAUUUCUCUGACACUGAAUUCAUCGUUUUAUCUCUGUUUCUGUGGAACCGCCUGUGAAAGCUAUGGAGGGGAAUUUGCAAGGCACUUUUGUAGAAAUGAAUGUGGCUAGACAAACACAAAGGCCAGUGGAAAGCAUACCUGUACAUAUGUACAUACCGUCACAAAGAGUCAGUAUGAAACUGUGUUGUUCAUGAAGAGUUUCAGUGUAAAAUAAUAUUUUUUCGGGCUGAGUUGGGAGAGGGAAUAAUUCAAAAGACUAAAUCCUGAGUUUCUAAAGUACAAAUUACCUGCUAGCACUCUGCAAUGAAUUUCUGAUGAAAUGUGGAGAGGAGACAGGGGAAGCUUUUUCUUUCUUUCUUUCUUUUAUAGUUUCUCAUGCAUUCGUUCAACCAUUAAGUCAUCCCCUUGCACAAAACAGGGAUUUAAUAUCACUCUGUUCAGCUUGACUGAGGAGAAGACACAGGCUAUUUCUGAUCAAUAAUGGAAUAUGUCUUUUGGUGAAAGUAAACAAUAUUUUUCCAAAGCUCAUAGCAACACUCCAAAUGCAGAAUGUGUUACUGGGACAUAAGCUAUCCAUGUUUCACUUGACCAAACUUCAGAUAAUGAUUCAAGACUCCAUAAUAUUCUGACUACAUCACAGCACUUGUGUACCAGAACAGUUGGUCUCAUUCACUAACCAUGCGAACACAUGUAUUUGUGCGUAAAACCUACAGUAUGUGCGAACAUUUUCACAAUGAAGUUGAAGUGGAUACACCAAUAUUAGAAUGAGGGUAAGAACAAAUUUAUGUGCAUACAACACACCUGUUGUGACCUGUUUGUUGGAAAUGUUGUGUGUUUCCUGCACACAUAAGUAAGAACAUGCAAUUAUAAGUGAAUGCGACCCUGUGUCUUUAUGUAUAAUAUGGUAUUUCUAUGAGGGAAUAAAAGCAAAUAUAGGUAUGAAUAUGAAUCGAGUUCCAUAGGAAUGGGGUAAGAUGGACAUUUGGAUAUGCAGAGGUCCUGCACCAACCCCCUGGAAAACAAGCCCAUGAUAUUUCUAAAGGAAAGCUGUGAAUCUCAUUAUAGAACAUUCUUUAGUUCAUCUUAUGCCACUAAUAAAAAUGCUGGUUCAUUUAAAGCCUGUUGCGGUUCCUUUGUGACUCAGAAAUGAAAAUGUUAACUAUUUGGA